CCCUGCUGUUUGAAUAUUGCUGCAUCUGUGACUUCAUUAGCCGUAGCUGAGCUAGGCAAGGUCUAAUGGCUACUACCAACCAGGAAGUAACUGUCUGGCUUCUCUCCUCCCUGGAGACUGGUGUAGUGGGGACUGCAACUGCUCCAGCCCAUCACUUUAUUGUAGUCACCGCAUGCCAUGAAGCAACCUACAGCCAGCUGAUCCAGCAGUAUUGCCUUGGGCAAUUUAAGUUGGAUAUGGAAGCAAUAGGGCAGAAACUGUGGUGUGACUGGGAUGAGACAGUAGACACUUACGGUGAGCUCACCAACUGUACCUUCCUAAUAGCUGGGAAACUAGACUGCUAUUGGCCGAACAAGCUGGUGGACGAGUUCUUCAUAGCCAUUCACAAACAUUAUUUCAAAAACUGCUCCCUCUCUGGGAGGUCUCUGAAAGACCCACCAAAUAACAUCCUGUAUCCAUUCAUUGUGAUACCCAUUCUUGUUACCCUGCUCAUGACAGUACUAGUGGUGUGGAGAAGCAAAAAGAGCGAAGGCAUUGUGUAACUUCAACUGCCCUGCACUGCAACCUAGGAUGGCUCUAGGUCCAUAUGGACACUAUUUUGUGGAUGAAACUCUCUUCAGUAGAUAAUAAGGGCCCUUGCAAAAUCAGCAGCCUGUUGGAAACCAUUGAGCAAGACUGCUCUAGUGAACCAUUUUGUCACCCUACAGCAAGCUGGGAGGGCUCAUCAGUAUUAUAAAGGCAGUGCACAACUGACAUUUCAUCCUGUGCUGACAAGAGAAGUGUCACAUGCUUUUCUUCUGGAGAACAAUCUUUGUUAAAGCAGAGAUGACACCCUUUGGACUAAAAUCUCUGCUCCGCAAGUUGCUAAUACUCUUAGCACCUCUCACGUGCCAAUUCCUUUGUCAUUUUAAUUGUGUCAUAAAUACAUUUUUUAAGUGAAAGUUCUAUAAUUAAAGAUUAGUAUCUAUAUGCCUAACCAAUAAUUAGUUCCAGUGGCCCUUGGGAGGUACUAUUCUUCACAAAUAAUCUGAAUAUUCUAAUUCAUUUCUUGGAAAGUUGUGGAUUGAAUGCUGCUGAAUCCUGUUAAUAAAAGGCAUCCCUGAUUACUUUGCAAA
Messenger RNA from Gavialis gangeticus (Gharial), 1115 nucleotides. It is a transcript of the gene RAMP1, whose product is annotated as receptor activity modifying protein 1. Bases 66 to 542 code for a protein of 158 amino acids. The record is from RefSeq and is a predicted model, not a curated record. Lineage: Eukaryota; Metazoa; Chordata; Crocodylia; Gavialidae. The transcript has 3 exons. Gene Ontology annotation, molecular function: coreceptor activity. Gene Ontology annotation, biological process: G protein-coupled receptor signaling pathway; protein localization to plasma membrane; regulation of G protein-coupled receptor signaling pathway. Gene Ontology annotation, cellular component: signaling receptor complex; membrane; cell surface.